Molecule: messenger RNA, 3111 nt
Organism: Ostrea edulis (European flat oyster)
Lineage: Eukaryota; Metazoa; Mollusca; Bivalvia; Ostreida; Ostreidae
Exons: 8
Coding region: 119-1654 (511 amino acids)
Biological process (GO): superoxide anion generation
Molecular function (GO): protein binding; superoxide-generating NADPH oxidase activator activity
Source: RefSeq, a predicted model, not a curated record
AAGGAGGAACUGAAAAUUGUCACGUGGAUUGUUAUAUUUACAAACACACGCUAUGACUUCACUUAAAGUCCUUUCCACAAAACAGUCAUCAUCUGUUUUGUCGGUGCAGUGAUCCAACAUGGCUUUCAAGGACAUGAUUAUAUUAUGGAACGAUGGCGUUAAUUCAUACCUGGAAGAGGAAUUUGAAGAGGCCAUAUCCAAGUUCCAACAGAUCGAAAAUCCGAAUGCACGUAUCUUUUACAACAUCGCCUUUUCAUACCUCCAGCUAAAUAGACUAGAUGAUGCAAUAAACAACUUGAGGGAAACAGUGCAAAAGGAUCAACAUCUGGCCAUAGCCCAUUUUUGUAAAGGACUUGUUGAAGCAAAACUUCACAGAUAUAGAGAAGCCAUUGCAGAUUUUGAUAAUGCUGUUGAGAGACUACGGUCGGCCACCUUUAUAGACUACACCCAGAUAGGAAUGGCAUACAAACUGACACUGUCUGAGAUAUGGAUUGCUAAGGCCACAGCCAUGACGAUGAUGGGGAAACGUCAGGAUGCAGAGGAAUUUCUGAUUGCUGUCAGUCAACAGGAAGAUGAUGAGACCACAAAAAGGAACUGUAUCCAGGCACUACAAAAAUUGCAGGAUUUGAAAAAAGGUGUACCAGCAUUAAAGAGACGACUCUCUCUAAAUAGUCAAAGUUGGUUUCAUGGUCAUUUAUCAAGGCAGGAGGCAGAGACUAUGCUACACAAAGAAGGCGAUUUCCUUGUCAGAGAAAGUCUCAAGAAAAAGACAAAUGAAUUCCAGUAUGUUCUGUCGGUUCUAUGGCAGGGCUGUAGACACAUUCUCAUUUUGCAAGAUGAAGAGGGUUACUGGAAGUUUGAGAGUUAUUCUUUUCCUUCCAUACAAGAGUUAAUAGAGUAUCAACAAAGUAGUGGUAAACCGGUGACAAAACGCUCAAAGGCCUUACUAAAAAAUUCCAUUGGCCAGUCAAUUGUACAAGCGGAGCAGGCUCCAGAACUGUAUGAGCUGCCAGAUUCCUGUAUAUUUCAUCCAUCAAAAGAGCUAUUAAAGAAUGUAGAUAGAAGAAAUUAUCUUGGUAAAUCAAAGGUGAUUUCAGCCAUGGGUCAAACUGUGCGCAGGAAACAGAGAAAAUUUGCUAAAGGAGAUGAUGGAGAAGAUGAGAAUUUUGAGAGACCUGAUCAAGACAGUGUGCAUAUUUCAGAGAACUUGCUGCCAAGACCCAGGCCAAACAGAAAUCCACCAAAAUCCCCACUCACAAAGGCAAAACGUCAGUCUGAGUUUUCAAACAAAUCUUCCUCUAGUCGGAGUUCAGCAGACUCUGUACAGACAUUUUAUUCUCGGCGACCACCCCCAGCUUUGCCCCGAACUCUCAGCAGAUCGAUGGAGGAUUUGAGUAUUCAGAAUGAUUUGGCUGAAUAUGAAUCGGAACCUUUCAUUCAUGCUAGGCCAGUAAUACCUCCAAGGGGCAGAAUGUCUGCUGAUUUGGAACAUAUGUAUGUUAACACAAUGAAUACCAGAAAACCAGUGGAUAAUACUUUCAACAGUGAACUGACUAGUGCUUUAAAUAAACGGCUUAGCAAAGAUAAAUCUUAUGGCUCAACAUCAAGUCGGCCAGCAGCACCAGCAAGGCCUCCACCCCCUAGGAGAAACUGACAGCAUCAACGAUGAGAUUGAAAUAUGCAGCAUUUUUGUCUUCAAGUAAAGCAUAAGGUGAUAUGCUUACUAUGUUACUGUCUGAAAUACAUAAUUUUCUGUUGAUGACAUUUUCCAGUCUCCCCAGGGCCCGGGCUUGAUUUGUUUCCUUUGUACAAAUGUCUAUACAUUAUGUUCUCCAUUUGUGAGCAUGUCAAUCUGAUGUACGUUUGUAGAGAAUCUUAUAGGAAUAUGAGGGUAAAAAGAAAACUUUUACUUAUUCUAAACAAAAAUGUAAAAUUUGAAAUAAGUAAUUUAAGAGAUAAUGAGAUAUGGCUGAAUAAAAAGGUAUAUCUAUCUGCAUUGUUGGCAAACACAUUAAAUAUGUAGAUAAUGUCUUUGCACACACUCAAUUACAUGAAAGUAAAUAGUUUCAUAUUAAAUAUAUCGCAUUCAAAUUGAUAUCAAUGAAAUCAGUGAUAUAUACAACAGCAGGACAUCAUAAAUGUCCACUGUCACUCUUCAUCUGACCACUGUCAUUUUUCAUCUGACCACUGUCAUUCUUCAUCUGACCACUGUCGCUCUUCAUCUGACUGUUAGCUCACCUAAACCGAAGGUUCAAGUGAGCUUUUCUGAUCGCUUUUUGUCCGUCGUCUGUCUGUCUAUUAAACUUUUCACAUUUUCGACUUCUUCUCCAGAACCACUGGGCCAAUUUCAACCUAACUUGGCCAAAAGCAUCCUUGGGUGAAGGGCUUUCAAGUUUGUUCAAAUGAAGGGCCAUGUCCCUUUCAAAGGGGAGAUAAUCACAAAAAUGCAAAAAUAGGGUGGGGUCAUUUAAAAAUCUUCUCCUCAAGAACCACUGGGCCAGAAGAGCUGAAAUUUACCUGAAAGCUUCCUGACAUAUUGUAGAUUCAAAUUUGUUCAAAUCAUGGCCCCCGGUGGUAGGAUGGGGCCACAAGAGGGGAUCAAAGUUUUACAUACAAAUAUAUAGGGAAAAACUUUAAAAAUCUUCUUCUCAAGAACCACUACGCCAGAAAAGCUGAGAUUUACUUGAAAGCUUCCUCCUGACAUAAUGCAGAUUCAAGUUUGUUCAAAUCAUGGGCUCCGGGGGUUGGAUGGGGCCACAAUAGGGGAUCAAAGUUUUACAUACAAAUAUAUAGGAAAAAUCUUCUUCUCAAGAACUACUGAGCCAGAAAAGCUGAUUUUUACAUGAAAACUUUCUGACAUAGUGCAGAUUCAAGUUUGUUCAAAUCAUGGGCUCCGGGGGUUGGAUGGGGCCACAAUAGGGGAUCAAAGUUUUACAUACAAAUAUAUAGGAAAAAUCUUCUUCUCAAGAACUACUGAGCCAGAAAAGCUGAUUUUUACAUGAAAACUUUCUGACAUAGUGCAGAUUCAAGUUUGUUCAAAUCAUGGGCUCCGGGGGUUGGAUGGGGCCACAAUAGGGGAUCAAAGUUUUACAUACAAAUAUAUAGGAAAAA